AUGGUACUCAGCUUUACUUUGAAGAGAGGUAGAGGAGGUGGAAGUUGGAAGAAGGUGAGAGCUGCCUUCUAUGAUAACAAUGGAAUGAAGAAGGGUGAAUGGAGUGCUGAAGAAGAUGAUAAACUAAGAACUUAUGUCCAGAAAUAUGGCCAUUGGAACUGGCAUCAACUUCCUAAGUUUGCUGGUCUUAAAAGGUGCGGAAAGAGUUGCAGGUGGAGAUGGAUGAAUUACCUCCUGCCUGGAUUAAAACGCGGCAACUUCACUGAAGAAGAAGAUGCAUUGAUCAUCAAGUUACAUGAACAAUUCGGAAACAGAUGGUCCACCAUAGCUAAAAGUUUACGAGGAAGAACAGACAGCGAAAUAAAGAACCACUGGCACUCUCAGCUGAAGAAGAGUACAAAGGGAGACGAGGAAGAAAAGUGUAGUAGUUGGCAAAGUGAAGCCACCCAGAAUGAAAAUAUUUGUGAAGGUGAAGCUGAAAGCAAUAGCAUCGACAACAUGACGUUAGGGAGUUCACCACCCUCGUCUCCAUCACCAUCUUCAAGUAGCGGAUCUAUGUCUAGCUUAAAUGCUGUUGGCCGCCUAGAAGAUACUCGUCUUCCUUAUUUGGAAAUAUAUGAAACUGAAAGCAGUGGAGAUUUCUGGAGUCAGCCCUUUGUUACAGACAAUACAUCAUCCUUGGAAAAGGGUGGCUUUGAGUUGCCAUUGCCUUACGACGACAUGUAUUAUGACGAUUUUGCUGAUUUGCUUUGUGGAUUGUGGACAUAA
Messenger RNA from Gossypium raimondii (Peruvian cotton), 768 nucleotides. Its product is annotated as transcription factor WER. The record is from RefSeq and is a predicted model, not a curated record. The transcript has 4 exons. NCBI's taxonomy places the organism in Eukaryota, Viridiplantae, Streptophyta, Magnoliopsida, Malvales, Malvaceae. Bases 1 to 768 code for a protein of 255 amino acids.